This is a messenger RNA of Bicyclus anynana (squinting bush brown), 4687 nucleotides long. RefSeq lists its product as uncharacterized. The transcript has 11 exons. Gene Ontology annotation, biological process: iron ion transport. Gene Ontology annotation, molecular function: oxidoreductase activity; copper ion binding. The coding region runs from base 494 to 2980 and encodes 828 amino acids. Gene Ontology annotation, cellular component: plasma membrane. The record is from RefSeq and is a predicted model, not a curated record. NCBI's taxonomy places the organism in Eukaryota, Metazoa, Arthropoda, Insecta, Lepidoptera, Nymphalidae.
GAGCGCGAUCAGUCUCGUCUCGGGCCGAGAUCGCGUGGGCAGGGCUUACGCACCAUUCCGGCAAUAAAACCCUAAUCAUCCAAUAGAAGUAAAUAAUACAGCGCUGUGAAAAUAGCAGUAUAUCCUUUAACGACGUGCAUAAUACCAUUGUAGUGUUUGAUCGUUCUAUUUUUGAAUUUUGGCGCGUCUCAACGGCCAGUAAGCAAAUGGCUUUUACUCUAGCCAGCGAGAACUUUGAAGGUUCUGUCAAGGAGUUUUUAGUUUAGCUACUCGAACUAUUUGGUGUUUAAAAAGUUCAACGGUGGAUCCAUUUUUAAAAAGGAAAAUGAAAAUUUUCAAGAAGAAGCUCCGUUUCUCAAUAGCUUCGAGCUACGUUUAGACUUUUGGGUGUAGUUUAAUUAGGGGUUAUUUUUUUUAAUUAUUUGAUGUGUAUGCAGUAUUCACAUAUCAACAGCGACUUCCCUGAUUUGUUAUAGAAGAUAAUAUCACUACAAUGUACAAGAGGACGUGUAAUAUCGUCAGCCUCCUGGCUUUGGCUGUUUCAGUAUGCACAAAAGAAAUUAUCGUACCAUCAAUAAUAGAAACAACUACAGAAUAUAAAAUGGAAUCCAUCACAGAAGAACAAAGAAUAGCAGACAUGAUCAUCCAUGACCACAAAAAACCUUUUAGAGAUGAUGAUAAAUUAGGUGAUUUUAUAAUAAAUUCACAUAAUGAUAAAAUAAGUGAAACAACACAUGAAAAAGUUAUAGAUAGUAGUGAGCAAAUAAAAAUACCUGAAAGCGCUUCUAAAGUAUUACUACCAUUAGUGUCAAAUCAAUCUUUUAAUGACUUUAAAUAUCAGACCAAGACAAGAAAUAAUACAGAAGCUGUGAAAGCCGUUGACAAUAAUGUUGUACCAAAAAAAUAUAUAAAGAGACUUGAAAAGAAAAAUGAUUUGAGAGCUCACGUACAGUAUGAUGAAGUGACUGGAGAAUUGAUUGGCGGUGAUCACCCAUGUCAUAGAGAAUGCAGAGAGGGAGAAGAACCUAUGAUUUGCUACUAUCAUUUCAGUUUGGAGUGGUAUCAGACGAUGAGUAAAGCAUGCUAUGAUUGUCCAUACAACGCAGAAGAUUGUAAGCGCUUAGACUGCAUUCCAGCAGAUGGUAUUAAUAGAGCACUGAAUGUUGUUAAUAGAAAAAUGCCUGGACCAGCAAUAGAGGUUUGCCAGCACGAUAGAAUAAUAGUGGAUGUCGAAAAUGACCUGAUGACGGAAGGUACGACGGUGCACUGGCAUGGGCAGCAUCAGCGAGGAACACCAUACAUGGAUGGGACACCUUACGUCACACAGUGUCCAAUUUUGCCGGAAUCAACAUUUAGAUACCAGUUCAACGCCACUCAUUCGGGGACCCACUUCUGGCACUCUCACUCAGGAAUGCAACGAGCUGACGGAGCAGCUGGUGCCUUCAUCAUCAGGAAACCCAAAUCCCAGGAUGCAUUUGGAGAGAUGUAUGAUUAUGAUAGAUCAGAUCACGUAAUGAUAGUGACAGACUGGAUCCACGAGAUCUCAGUGGGCAUGUUCACCGACCAUCACCACUCGUCGGGUGACAACAAACCUCCCACUCUCCUAAUAAACGGCGUGGGGCGGUUCAACAUCUUCAACAAUACGGAGAAACUGACGUCACACAAGCCAACGUACAUGCAAGCUGCUAGGUUCAACGUUGAACAGGGUUAUACAUAUCGGUUUCGCGUGAUCAACGCCGAGUUCCUCAACUGCCCAAUCGAGAUGUCAGUGGACGGACAUAACAUCACCGUGAUCGCUUCCGAUGGAUAUGAUCUUGUUCCUAUUACUGCCACUUCCCUGGUGACGUACGCAGGCGAACGUUACGACUUCCUGCUGAAGGCAAAUAACGAGAUCGACAACUACUGGAUCCGGUUCAGAGGACUGAUGGAUUGCGAUGAAAGAUUCACGAAGGCGAAACAAGUGGCCGUGUUGCACUAUGAAGGGGCUAUGGAGACGGAGCCAUCGGGCGACCCUACUUGGGAAGAAUUGCACAACGAGGGAUUGCAACUGAAUGCAUUAAACAAAGGAGAAGAAGAAGACGAAACAAUAAGUGUGGCUGAAAUGAAAUCUCUAGAAGGAUACGACGAGAGUUUGAAAGAACAUGCAGACUACCAGUUCUAUGUAGCGUACGAUUUCUACGCUAAAAAUAAUUCGCAUUUUCAUCGUUCGCCAUAUUACGGGUAUUACCAAGUACCUGAAAAAGCUAAUCGUCUGUACACGCCGCAACUGAACCACAUCAGUAUGAAGAUGCCCUCAAGUCCUCUUCUAAUAAGCCGUCCGUCACCAGAAGGCUUCUGUAACUCCUCAAGUAUAGCUGCUGACUGCAAGCACGGUUAUUGUGAAUGUCCUCACGUAUUAUCUGUAAGAAAAAAUGCUAUCGUUGAAGUCAUUAUUGUAGACGAAGGAGUUACGUUUGAUGCAAAUCAUCCAUUUCACUUACACGGCCACAAUUUUAGAGUAGUUGGAAUGAGACGGCUAUCUAACAUGACAACUAUAGAGGAAGUAAAGGCGUUUGAUGACGCAGGACUUCUGAAAAGGAAUUUAAAGAAUGCUCCAUUAAAAGACACAGUAACAGUGCCUGAUGGAGGUUACACUGUUAUACGUUUCAAAGCCGACAAUCCUGGUUAUUGGCUGUUCCAUUGUCACAUAGAGUUUCAUGUGGAGAUUGGUAUGGCGUUAGUAUUUAAGGUUGGAGAGCAUAGAGAUAUGCCCCCAAUACCACACGAUUUCCCAACAUGUGGUAAUUAUAUGCCAGAUAAUAUGCUAGAGCAUGCAACUACGCCAAAACCUAAUCCUAGUGAUAACCCGAUAAUAUCCAUUACGCAUUGGUGGCCUGUAGUUUACAUGAAUGGUACUACAUCCUCGGCUGCUGUUUUGAGAUCGUCUGCGUUUAUUUCAUUAUGGCUAGUUUAUUUAUUGAAUUUUAUAAUCGGUACGUAACUUUAUAAUUGUUUAAAUUGUUUUAAAAUCAACUAAUUUAUACUAUUCUUGUAAUAUUUAAGUUACUGUUCAGAAGUGAUUAUAGAUAUUUCUAGAUGUAUUUGCUGUCUUUGUUCUGGCGCACUAUGCUUGUUUGGUAUCAAUGAAUAAGCGCAAGAUGACUGUCGAUAGUUGAACGUGACAACGUCAUAAGGAAAUACUGGAAUUGAAUGGUUGCAUUUUUCAAAAGAAAGUGUUCGUUUUUCUGAAAUACUGUUUAAUAAUCUUCAUAGAAUAAAAAGUUGGCAACCAUAGAGCGAAGGAACGACGAAUGACGUCAUCUUUUAUCGAGUGUGCAGCCGGCUCUAUCAAAAUAAAAGACGUUGUCACGUCAAAACAUUUGAUGUUGAAUGCGACGUUAUAUAAACGUUACAAUAAUUCCCUAAUAUGUUAUUUUGGCUACUUUAUUAUACUAUUCACAUGUACUUAGCCCAUGGACCACGGUCCGUGACUUAGCUCCAUAAAAUAGGAUCAAGCGUUAUAAUAUUAUACUCGUAAAAGUAGAAUGCCUAUCGGCGUAAAGGGAAAGGUUUUUCGGUAACUGUUCCUAUUGUAUUUCUAGGUGACUAGCCAAUCCUUUUACGUCUGGGCAAACAACGUUUUUGGCUGUGGUUACUUUUAUAAGGGUUCCCACACACAACGAGACAAAAUAUUUUCCAUGAACUGCAGGCUUGUGUAAAUUGUAAAUUUUACCUGGUACCUCAAUACAUAAAGUAUAUAUUGAGAAUACAUAUACAGUACAGUUCAGUUUGUGGCAUUAAUUUUUUUUUGUAUUUUAAAAACAAUCUUUUAAAAAAAAGGUUAAACUCCUGGUUAAGUUAUGUUUUUUCAAUAAUAUUUUUAUUAAUUUGUAGAAUUAUAUUAUUUCCUAUAAACUCUAGCGUAGCAUGUAGAAUAUGUAAUUUCGACUAUAUUCUCUUUUGUACAGUAUCUUAAUAAUAUCGUAAAAUUCUUUGUAAUUUAAAUACAACUGCUAAUAAUUAUUAGUAAGUGAAAUACGAAUUUGUACUUAUUAUUUAAACGUUGUUUAAUUUAUUUGUAAGCAGUUCUGUAUACGAAAAUCGUGUUUUUAGUAUUCCAUUCAUGUAUAUAAUUUAUUUAUUGGAUAGUACUUAUAUUUGUUUUGAUUAUUUUAUUUAUAGUAACUCGUAUUUUAAAUAGAAUUUAAUAAACCAAUUACAGAAAUAUAUAAAUGGAUGGCAUGCAGAUGGUAUAAAAUAAAUAUUGGCAAUGAAAGUGAUUUCGUAACAUUAUGCAUUAUGCUUAAUUUUGUAGAAGUGAUUUAGAAUACUUUCAAAUCUCGUAUAUAAAGACUACCUUCCUGCUUCUUUAUUUAUCCAUAAUUUACAUUUAGUAAGAAAAUCAUACACUUACUAUUAAACAAUUUAGUCUAUAAUAUAAAAAUGAAUCGCAAAAUGUGUUGGUAAGCGCAUAACUCAACAACACCUGGACCAAUUUUUCCUGGACAAAUCUUUUUUUAAAAUGUUCGUUGAAGUUCAAGGAUGGUUUUUACGGCGAGAAAAAUUAGAAUUAUUGCUGGAAAAACCCUAAAAAUAGCCCUUUUCUUUUUCCCAUACAAAUGAUUUGUAACUAAAACGUAGUCAAUUUGAGCUUUAUUGUUAUUGUAUAAAUAUUGUAUAAAAUCAUAUUAAUAAUAAUUAGAAAACG